Pneumocystis carinii B80 is the source of this 483-nucleotide messenger RNA. RefSeq lists its product as hypothetical. The transcript has 9 exons. The record is from RefSeq and is a predicted model, not a curated record. Gene Ontology annotation, biological process: mRNA splicing, via spliceosome. Bases 1 to 483 code for a protein of 160 amino acids. NCBI's taxonomy places the organism in Eukaryota, Fungi, Ascomycota, Pneumocystomycetes, Pneumocystales, Pneumocystaceae. Gene Ontology annotation, cellular component: U5 snRNP; spliceosomal complex; U4/U6 x U5 tri-snRNP complex.
AUGAGUUAUUUUUUACCUCACUUAAGAACAGGAUGGUUAAUAAACAUAAAAAUAAUAUGUAGAAAUAAGGGACUAACAUGUCAUUAUAGGCAUGUUGAUCAAGCCAUUUUGUCAGAAGAAGAGCGUCUUGUCGUUAUUCGGUUUGGCCGGGAUGGGGAUGAGGAAUGUAUGAGACAAGAUGAAGUUUUAUAUAAAAUAGCAGAGAAAGUUGUUAAUUUUGCGGUUAUUUAUCUUGUCGAUAUUGACGAAGUUCCGGAUUUCAAGCAGAUGUAUGAAUUGUACGAUCGCUGUACAAUUAUGUUUUUCUAUAGAAACAAGCAUAUGAUGAUUGAUCUAGGAACUGGAAAUAAUAAUAAGAUCAAUUGGGCUCUUGAAGAUAAACAAGAACUCAUUGAUAUAUUUGAAACCGUCUAUAAGGGUGCACGUAAAGGAAGAGGUCUUGUAAUAAGUCCAAAAGAUUAUUCAACAAAAUAUAAAUACUAA